AUUCGCACUAAGUAUUCAAAUGGCACCUCAUACUUGCUGGAGUUGAUAAAAAAAAUCAGUAUAAUUGUUCACUAAAUGUGUUAGAAAUUUUCUUUUUUUUUCAUAGUGUUGUGUAGUGAAAUGUAUGGAAUUCAGGGAAAGUAAUAAAAGUGCUUUAAAAUGAGACGAAGGCGUAAAUAGUGAUAACACUAUCUGUGUUGACUAAGUUUGCUCUACUUUUGUUUAGAAUCGUCAACUGCCAAGACGACGCCCUGUGCCGAGGUUCGCGUUCAACUGGGCACUCUCAGGCCUGUUGUCUUAAAUUUUGUACCGGGUGAGAGCCCGGUAGUUAAUGCCAUAUGCAUGUUUAGCGCGUCAUUGUGUUGGCGGGUGCGAGAGGCGGAGUCGUGACCGCGGCAUUAUCGCGAGAGAUGCUUCAGCUGGCUGGCAGGGGAUGCUCGGCCAGACGCGCCGCACACUGAGCCGUGCGCACACGCCGCCACGCCCGCGCCAUGCACGCCGACCCCGAGUCCCCCGCCUGCCGCGAGGAGACCUCCCUCCUCCCCGACGACUGGCUCAAAGUCAAAGCCGUUCGCUCCAACGGCAACCUUUCCCCCGGCGUCUACUACCCCACCACCACCACCAAGAGGUUCGUCGCGCAGCACCCCCAACGCUGCCUUGUGCCGUCUGACACCGACACCAACCCGAGCCGCUCGCACAGAUAUGGUGCGUCAAGGAGGGCGAGGAGGCGAGCUAUCCUCAAAAAUGGAGAGUGCAAUAUCCUCAAAUCGAAGAUAUCGCAGCGUCGGUUGCGGUUCCUGCAGGAUAUGUUCACGACCCUGGUGGACGCUCAGUGGCGGUGGACCCUCCUAGUGUUCACCCUGUCCUUCAUCCUUUCGUGGCUGGGUUUCGCCCUUAUCUGGUGGCUCAUUGCGUUUACACACGGUGACUUAGAAGAGGAUCACAUGCCGCCUAUGCAAGAAACCACGAAUUGGAAACCCUGUGUAUUCAACAUUUUUGAUUUCACGUCAUGCUUCCUGUUCAGUAUUGAGACACAGCACACCAUCGGUUAUGGUGCCCGUACUACCACCGAGGAAUGUCCGGAAGCUAUAUUCAUAAUGUGCCUGCAGAGUAUUGUCGGUGUGAUGAUCCAAGCCUUCAUGGUGGGCAUAGUUUUCGCCAAGAUGACGAGACCCAAACACCGGACACAGACGCUACUAUUCUCGAAAUAUUGUGUGGUGUGCCAGAGGGACGGUGAAUUGUGUUUAAUGUUCCGAGUCGGUGACUUGCGGAAGUCGCACAUCAUCGGAGCGAGUGUUAGAGCUCAGCUGAUACGAUCUAGGACGACGAAAGAAGGAGAGCUAUUGUCACACUAUCAAACUGAACUGGAGUUGAACGCUGACGGAUGCGACAGUAACCUAUUCUUCAUCUGGCCUAUUACGAUGGUGCAUAGGAUAAACGCUGAGAGUCCAUUUUAUGGGGUGUCGGCCGCGGAUGUGCUUCAGGAAAGGUUCGAGAUUGUUGUGAUAUUGGAAGGUACGAUAGAGUCGACUGGUCAGACGACGCAGGCGCGUUCAAGUUAUACGACGAGUGAAAUAAUGUGGGGGCACAGGUUCGUGCCGCUAGUGUCGUACAACCGCGAACGACAGGGCUACGAGGUGGACUACUCCAAGUUCGACGAGACCCACCAAGUGGACACGCCACUGUGCUCCGCUAAGGAACUUGACGAGUUCUAUGGCAACCAGCCGGACCGUAGAUCUAUUGGGUACAUGGCUGUGGGCUCUCCGAUAGCCGACGAGAUUAUCUACCGCAACACGCAGCCGUCCCAAACCUCACAGACCACCGGCUCUGUCCCUCCCUCGCCCCUCAUUAGGCUCUCUGAUAGACUCGUAGUCGACGCUAUAAGAAGAGCGAGCCUCACACAUAGACCCUCAAUAGUCAAGUACCCCCCAGAUUAUUUCAACAAGGAAGAAGUGUCCUCCUCCUCCAGUGAAGAUGAAACCAAGAAGAAGAAGAAACGGAAAUCGAAAAAUCUUGACGAUGUUUAGUUGUAAUUUAAUUAGUUACGUAUGUAACAAAUCGUAUUAAUAUGAUAACUAAGUAUUUUAACUGAAUAUAGCCGUAUAUUUUAAAUUUAAGACUAGAAUUAAGAAUCUUCUGAUUAACAGUAUAAUUUAUUCAGAUAAUGUAAUAUUCCUAAAAGUAAGUUAAGAUAAAUUAAAAUAGCCCGCCAUUACUUAAAGCGCUAUCUAUUGUCGAGUAGCGGUUUUAUUAUGUUAUAACAGUGAACAACAGAAGUUUUUGAAAAUAAUAAUAUUUUAUUAAGUAUUUAUUCCAUAAUAUUGUGAGGGCUUGUUAGAAAAUCGAAUCCCCAAUUGAAAUAAAGACAAGAAGAAAAAAAGGUAAAAAUGAAAGUCUUCUGAAAAAUUUAUAAAUACAUUUUAAUACCUCUUUUUUCUGAUAAACCAUCAGGAAAAUACAAAGAUUUAAAUUGAACUAACCAAUAUGGCGGCGCCUGCACCGCUACAGGCCCCUGGGAUCACUAUUUGAAUAGACGAAAUAAUACCACCAAUUGAAAAAAGUCACUCAGAUUAUGAGAAAGAUCUAAAUAUCUAACUUUUUAAAAUAAUAGUAUUAUCCACCUUAUUAAAGAAUAUAAAAAUAAUGAUAGGGACGAAUUAUGUUGAGAAAUGUACUAAAUACUAGUGCCAGUAUAAAGUUACACAUUAUUUUUUUUGUAAAAAUACCUAGUUUUUCGCUACCGGUACCGAAAUGGAAAAAAAUACUUGUUGGUUCUAAUUAUUAAGUAUUGGAGAUACUAAUUUCGAUUUCUUCGAAUUUUAUAUGGAUUAUAAAUUCGGUAUCGGUACUUAAAAACUAAACUAAAACACUUUUACAUAUAAUAAUAAAUUCGUUAUGUGCCUAUAACUUUAUUAAUUGGAAGCUAACAUGAAUAAUUACGUAACAAUCAACGUACUAUAAUUAUAUCACACAUUUUGUUUUUAUAAUAAAUAAUCAUUUAAAACAGACACUAAUAUAACUAUUUGUACAAAAUUUCCAAACAGAGCGCUUCACAAUUUGAAUGAUAUUCUUAAAAACUAAAUUUUAUUAUUUUAUAAUAUUAUAAUGUAUAAAAAAGUAAAAACAUAAUGAUUGCAUACAUAAAUAUACCUAAUUAAGUAUGUAGCUGAAAAAUAUAUUGUUUUUUUUUAUAAAAUUAACCUAAUUCUGGGUUAAUUGUUAAAGAAUCUGUAACAUAAUCUAUAUUAUACAUAAUUAUAAUUAUUUUUAUUCUAUAAUUGUUUCAGAAGAUCAUUUUUUGUCAAUCGCCCUAUGUAGAAAUAAGCAAAAUUUAGGCACUUUUAUAGCUACUUGUACAUUCGCGAGUUACGUAGCUUGGUUACAGACUUUUAAUAAUACUUAUUUCGUAUUCGCACCAUCUCUUGGUUGGAUUUUAUCCACAAUAAGCGCAUUAAAUAGCCAAUAUAACUUAUAACUAUAAAAUCGAUCUAUUGGUCUCACUUUUACUGGUUUUAAAAUAGACAGGGGCCAUUAUUUUCCUAUAGGAAAUCGAACGAGUUUACGAUGUCUGAUUUCCUUUACAAUUGUUCCAUCGUUAGUUUGACUGUCGACAGAUUAAUAUUUAAUAUCCUAUAAUCUAUUUUUUUUUAUACUUGAUUCAUUUUCAUUCGAUGAUUCCCAACUCUAUGCAAUGU
Pectinophora gossypiella (pink bollworm) is the source of this 3695-nucleotide messenger RNA. RefSeq names its product G protein-activated inward rectifier potassium channel 3-like. Gene Ontology annotation, cellular component: plasma membrane. The transcript has 5 exons. NCBI's taxonomy places the organism in Eukaryota, Metazoa, Arthropoda, Insecta, Lepidoptera, Gelechiidae. The record is from RefSeq and is a predicted model, not a curated record. Bases 492 to 2027 code for a protein of 511 amino acids. Gene Ontology annotation, biological process: regulation of monoatomic ion transmembrane transport; potassium ion import across plasma membrane. Gene Ontology annotation, molecular function: inward rectifier potassium channel activity.